GCGCCGCCGCCUGCCGCUACCGGCGCCGGCCCCGACAGCGCCCCGGAAGGACGCGGCGAGGCCAUGAGGGCCGCGCUGGUAGGGUACAGCAGCUCGGAGGAAGAGGAGGACGGAGAGCACCGGAGCGGCGGCGCCGGUGGUGCCGCGCAGCAUCCUCCCGAGGCCAGCGGCGGCGGCGGCGGCGGCGGCCGCCCCCGUUUGCCCGUCCCCGCCGGGCUGCCGGGCGAUCCGGGAGCGGAGGAGCUGGUGGAGGACGACAGCUCUCGGCACGGUGGCCGCGUCCGCAGCUUCCCGCACCAGCGGGGCAAUUGGGCCACGCACGUCUACCUGCCCUACAGGGCCCGGGAGGAGUUCGUGGAGCUGCUGGAGCUGCUGCUCGCCCACGCCCGCACCCACGUCCCGUCGCUGGCUGCCGCGGAGCGGUUCCACCUCAGCCUCUCGCAGUGCGUGGUGCUGCGCUACCACUGGAUAGAGCCUUUCGUCCGCCGCCUGCGGCAGCGCCUGGCCGCGUUCCACAGGUUUUUCUGUGUGGCUGACCAAGUGAAGGUUUACACCAAUGAAAACAAAACCAGGACCUUCAUUGGUUUGGAGAUCUCUGCUGGGCAUUUCCAGCUGCUGGAGCUGGUCUCAGAGGUGGACAGAGUCCUGGAGGAGUUUGACCUUCCUACAUUCUAUAAGGACCCAUCAUUCCAUAUCAGCUUGGCCUGGUGUGUUGGGGACCUGUCUGGCAAACUGGAAGGGCAGUGUCUGCAGGAGCUCCAGGAGCUGGUGGAUGGCUUUGAGGAUUCGGCGCUGCUGCUGCGCAUCCCCUGGGAGGAAGUCCGCUGCAAGUCAGGCAACAAGCACUUCUCCUUCCCCUUGAGGUAGAAGCCAGUGAGGGGGGGGGACUGUGCCUUUCAGAACCACCCCCAGCACCACCUCCAGGCCCAUCCAGCUCAACAAAGGACCAUUCUCCAGCACAGCAGCUCUGAAGGGCCAUGGCUCAACCUCCUACGCUCCCCUUGCUGGCUCAGCAUCUCUGGCUGGGGAGAUGUCUCUUGGCCUCCACUUGGGGCUGCUUCCAAGUUUGGAGUUGCUGGCUGAAGGGGGGAAAACAAAAGUGAUGCUUUGAGGCAGUUUUUGCCUCCUCUGUGCUGCAGUCAGCAUUUGGUGGUUCCAACCGACCCACGGAUGCUGAUUGCUGCUGAGUUGGGUGGGGGAGAAAAAAACACAGACACAACAAACCACCACCAACACCUCCCUCUCCCCCCAAAUAAGUCUCUCUGAGAAGCCAUCAGUGCCUGGUGGGAAGGAGGAAGAAGGUUGGGUGGGAAGGAGGAAGAAGGUUGGGUGGGAAGGAGGAAGAAGGUAGACUGAGAAGAAGGUUGGGUGGGAAGGAGGAAGAAGGUAGACUGGGAAGGAGGAAGAAGGUAGACUGGGAAGGAGGAAGAAGGUAGACUGGGAAGGAGGAAGAAGGUAGAGUGAGAAGGAGGAAUAAGGUAGGGUGGGAAGCUGGUGCUGAAGAGACAGUGUGGGAGUUCUUCAGAGUGGCCUCUUGAAUGCCUUGUUCCUGGGGUGAAGAGCCAGACACUGACCCAAGCAGGGCUGUGCUGGGAUGGAAUGGGCUGAGAGUGAGCAGUGUGGUUGGAAACAGCAGAGCCUGAUUGUAGGGAGGGCUCUGAGUGUGGCCUCUUGUUCCUGGAAUGAAGAGCCAGCCACAGACAGACCCAAGCAGGGUUGUUCUGGGAUGCAAUGGGCUGAGAGUGAGCAGUGUGGCUGGAAAUAGCAGAGCCUGAUGGUGGGGAGGGCUCUGAGUGUGGCCUCUUGAAUGCCUUGUUCCUGGGGCAAGGAGCCAGCCACAGACACUGACCCAAGCAGGGCUGUGCUGGGAUGCAAUGGGCUGAGAGUGAGCAGUGUGGUUGGAAACAGCAGAGCCUGAUGGUGGGGAGGGCUCUGAGUGUGCUUGGAGUAGUAAAGAGGUGAGAACCUGGAGCUGGACUCUCUCACCAGAGCAUCUCCCUGCUGCAAGCCAGCUCUUGGGUCCUGUCCUCUGUCCCUCUCCUGCUGCUGCUGCCUCUGGAGAGAAAUGGCAGUAUCUGAGCUGGGAGGAUGAUGAAGGGCCUGGAACAUCUCUGCUGUGGAGGAAGGCUGAGAGCCCUGGGGCUGUUGAGCCUGGAGAGGAGAAGGCUGAGAGGGGACCUGCUCAGUGUCUCCUGAUAGCUGAGGGGUGGGGAUCAGGCUGGAGGUGCCAGGCUCUGGGGGGUGCUGCCCCAAAGACAACUGGAUACAAGCUGGAAGCCAGCAGGUUCCACCUCGACAUGAGGAGGGUGUGAGGCUGCCGUGUAGAGAGGAUGUGAGGAUGAUGAAGGGACUGGAAGAGCUGUCUGAGGAGGAGAGGCUGAGAGCCCUGGGGCUGUUGAGCCUGGAGAGGAGAAGGCUGAGAGGGGACCUGCUCAGUGGCUACAAAUGGUGUCAGGAUGGGGCCAGGCUCUUUCCAGUGGUGUCCUGGACAGGAGGCACUUGAUCCAAACUGGAAGCCAGAAAGUUCCACCUCAACAUGAGGAGCCACUUGUUUGGUGUGAGGGUGCUGGAACCCUGGAGCAGGCUGCCCAGAGAGGUUGUGGAGUCUCCUGCUCUGGAGGCUUUCAAGCCCUACCUGGAUGUGUUCCUGUGUGCCCUGCCCUGGGUGCUCCUGCUCUGGCAGAGGGGGUUUGGACUGGAUGAUCUCCAGGGGUCUAACCCCUACCCUCCUGGGAUUCUGUGCCCAAUGUGCACGCAGGAAAAGGUGAAAUCAGGAGGGGAGACUUUGAGACCCAGCCUGGAGCAACCGAAGCAUGAAGAGCUGCCCAAGAGGAGUGUGCCACAGGG
Pogoniulus pusillus (Red-fronted tinkerbird) is the source of this 2847-nucleotide messenger RNA. RefSeq names its product U6 snRNA biogenesis phosphodiesterase 1 (gene USB1). NCBI's taxonomy places the organism in Eukaryota, Metazoa, Chordata, Aves, Piciformes, Lybiidae. The transcript has 7 exons. Gene Ontology annotation, molecular function: 3'-5'-RNA exonuclease activity. The coding region runs from base 64 to 867 and encodes 267 amino acids. Gene Ontology annotation, biological process: U6 snRNA 3'-end processing. The record is from RefSeq and is a predicted model, not a curated record. Gene Ontology annotation, cellular component: nucleus.